AUGAACGUCACAAAUCCAGCAGAACCAGUUCGGCAAGGCAGCACACCGCGGGUUGUCUUUCUCGUUGUCCAGACGAAAAUUUCACCUGGGUGGUGCCGAAUGCAGCUGAGUUCUAUCAUGUCCAAGGUGUCUGUGGUCACUAUUGGCGUCGGAAUGAACUACACACAUACGAAACGCCCCCAGUGGUUGCUGGAGUACAUCAACCAAGAGGGUCUUCGAGACCACGAUGUUGUUGUGGUAUUUGAUGGUGGUGACACUUUUUUCACUGGGGUCAGUAGGGUGCAGCGGGCAGUGGAUUAUUUUAUGGCGAGAACGGCACCCACCGCCGCUAAAUUUGAUGCCACUGCCGUACAGAACGGAAAUGCAACAGCACCAUUACUCUUUGCGAGCGACUCUCUGUGUUUCACACCUCAGUUGGAAUUUGUUGUCACAGAGGGACCGAGGGAUUAUAUAGAAAAAUGCCACUGGUUUUACAAGAGUAUGUUUGCUGUUGCAGGGUCUAUUCCUGGUCAACGCUUGGUACGAUUAAAAGGAGUUAAGUAUCGUUACCUUAAUGCAGGGGGUUUUGUGGGGCGUGUGUGGGCUCUGCGAACUGCUUUUGCUGUGUAUGCAAGAGUGGCAGCAAUGCACCGUAACUGGACAUGCGACCAGAGCAUUUGGAGCUUGUUGCACGUCUUGAGUCUGUGGCAGAAGCCGGACCUUCCCCAGCAUUUGCGUUUACCCUAUGGUAUUCUGAGUCUUGAUUACGAUCAUGAGUUUUUUUGCAAUGCGCGGUACAAACAUCCCGCAUUCUCUGCAAUUCAUCAUUUCCCUGGAAGUAUGUUGACGUGGCGACGCAUUUUACCCAGGUAUUUAAGAAGGACGACGUGGUUCUAUGAGUUACAACAAAAACCACGUUUACUGGAGGAGACGAAGCGUCUUUUGCGUUGUGCAAAGCUUGUGAAGGUGCGCGGAGCCGAUGGGCUUACGCGUACACACCAUUAUGGAAGAGUGUGUUCCAUCGGAGACGCUCUGAGUGCCACAUGGCUGAUGAGUCCCUUGGAAAAGUAUUAG
Messenger RNA from Trypanosoma theileri, 1053 nucleotides. Its product is annotated as expression site-associated gene (ESAG-like) protein. Lineage: Eukaryota; Euglenozoa; Kinetoplastea; Trypanosomatida; Trypanosomatidae. The record is from RefSeq and is a predicted model, not a curated record. The coding region runs from base 1 to 1053 and encodes 350 amino acids. The transcript has a single exon.